GCAUCACCUCUCUCGGAGAGCAUCCAGCAGACCACUCAGGCGGAGGAUGUGGUCAUCUACAGCAAAUCAUGGUGCCCGUACUGCGCCAAGACGAAGGCGCUGUUCGACGACAUGGCGCAGCCGUACACGGCCAUCGAGCUGGAUCAGCGUGCCGAUGGCGACGAGCUCCAGGCGGCGCUGCUCGAUCUGACGCAGCAGCGGACGGUGCCCAACGUCUUCGUCAAAGGGCAGCACAUUGGCGGCAACGACGACUCGCAGCAGGCUGCUCGCAGUGGCAAGCUAAAGGCGCUGCUGGAGGCG
Molecule: messenger RNA, 300 nt
Organism: Emiliania huxleyi CCMP1516
Lineage: Eukaryota; Haptophyta; Isochrysidales; Noelaerhabdaceae
Product: putative glutaredoxin
Exons: 1
Biological process (GO): cellular response to oxidative stress
Cellular component (GO): cytoplasm
Molecular function (GO): glutathione disulfide oxidoreductase activity
Source: RefSeq, a predicted model, not a curated record